Molecule: messenger RNA, 1498 nt
Organism: Ostrea edulis (European flat oyster)
Lineage: Eukaryota; Metazoa; Mollusca; Bivalvia; Ostreida; Ostreidae
Exons: 3
Coding region: 343-1392 (349 amino acids)
Biological process (GO): membrane organization
Cellular component (GO): membrane
Molecular function (GO): ATPase activator activity
Source: RefSeq, a predicted model, not a curated record
GCCGUAAAUCUUCAAUACAUUUAAUGUUUUCUGGUCAAAAUAUCGCUAAAAUACCAAAUACUUUUGACAAAUAUUGCACUUUUAUUUUAUAAUCAUCUUUAUUUAAGUGGCAUACAUGCAAAUAAACAAUUGAAUUGCAUUAAAUAUUGAAAUUUUACUAGCGUACUCUAAAGUACUCUAUCGUACUCUGUUUAGUAGUACCCGAAAACGAAAGUGCUCUUUCAAUCUGAGUGAAUGCAUGUGACGUUUACAUGAUUCAGAUUGCCAAAGCAAGUACAGUAGACCAAUUUCAUUUCGUAGUACAACUUUUACAUUACAGGUCUUGAUGAGGAUCAUUUUGUCAUGCCGUGCGAAACCAGAAGUCAACAAAAGAGAAUCAAACAAACUUCAGAGAGUCGGGACGAAUCUACGAGUGCUUCAGAAUAUUUGAGUGAUUCCCAAGAAGAACGUUCAACCAGUGAAUCGCCAUCAAAGUCUCUAAAACGAACAAAUGAAAGUAAAUCACCAGCCACUUCACCCAAAUCAGUGACACCAGCAACGGCAGCAAGGACUUCUCCAUCACCAAAGACAUCACCAACAAAACCAUUAAAAGAAAGUACACAACCAAAAGCAGAUUCACCUGCAUGUUGUGUUAUGGUUGUAGUUGGGAUAGUAUUAAUAGCUGUACUUGUACAGGUAUUUGGAUCAAAUAGACUUCUGUAUACUAGUAAUUCAAAUGUUAACAACUCAUGUCCUGCUGAUUCACCGGUAUGUAGGAUGGAAAAGUUUACAGAAGAAUUCAAAGAAUUAAAACAUAAUUUCAGAGCACAAGACAGUGAAUUUUGGAAAAAGAUUAAAGUUCCAGUUAUUCGGGUAAUCGAGGAGGAAGAACCGGAGUAUCCAGCAGUGCUUAUGUUUGUUGUUCCAAAGGGAGAGAACACAUCGUGUACUGCUACCUGUUUGGCAAAGCAAUACAUAUCCAAACUUAAUCCGCUGUACACGGACGGGGAAGACGGAUACAUAAACGUCCAAAGUAUGUCUUCAUCUUCAGCUGAUGAUAUGAAAUACCAGCUUGAUAAUAAAAUCAAGCGAGUGUUUGACAGAAAAUCCCACAAACUUCAUACCGUUGUCAUUGAUCAUAUUGAGACCCUCGAUCCACGUGUCAUGUUGCUUUUCCAUGGUUACUGUGAUGGUGACCAUGCUCCUUACAAAGAUGCAGUUAUCAUUCUGGUCCUGCAUACUGACCUUAACACGGAGAUUCGGGGAAAUUUGGACAAAGUUGUGGACAAAUAUUUACUGAUGCUUUGGAAAGAAGGUCUGGAUGCAGAUAAAAUCCCUCCAUUAAUUGCCAGAGUUGCCAAUAACAAAGCAAUGGUUCAAGAUGAAAACUUAUAUUCCUUCAGCUGCUGCUAAUAACAUCUGUGGUUUUGAAUUCUUUACAUAUCUUUAUUAUGUACAUUGUAAGGUGUUUUUUUUUUUUUGGUCUCAUUUGUCAUAAAAAAAUAAAUUUGAUACUGUA